AUGGACACAGGUUUCAAGACUGACCAUACUACGAGCCCCGAUGUCUUCCUACCAUCCCUCAACCAUGCACCCAGAUACAAGUUCCACGGCAUCAAGAGCCCGAGGGUUUUUGACAAGGCAAACCCUCGAAACUGGACCCGCGCAAAGAAGCGGCUGUUAUUCGCAGCGCUGAUUUCCAGCUCUCUGCUAGCGGAUGGGUAUGAUAAGAGCUGUGAUUGGAAUAUCAGUGUCGACUACUCAUCGACCAGCAUGAAUUAUGGGAUUCUGCUUCAGGGGUUCGGGGGUAUAUUUGCGGUGCCCUUUAUUGAAGCGUAUGGGAGGCUCCCGGUUUGGUUCUGGACCCAGGUCGUCACAAUGUUCAUGGUGCUCGGUGCCACUUUGUCCACGUCCUGGACCAUGUUCACCACCUUUCGAUCUCUUCAGGGCUUCUUCGGGACUGUUCCACAGGUAGUCGGUCUCUCUAUUAUCCAUAACAUGUACGAGCCGGAAGACUGGCCGCAUAUGAUUAACAUUUGGGCAACAACCUUUCUAGUCGGACCAUUCCUCGGCCCUGCAUUGGCGGGAUACAUACUCGUGGGCAGCCGGAAUCAGUGGAACAUCUCCUUUAGCGUCCUAACCGGGCUCUAUGCUAUUUCCACGCUACUAAUCAUUCUCUUCGGACGUGAGACCUACUACAAUAGCAGCAGCAGCAGCAGCAAUCAUAGCGGGCAGGCGCGGGUGCAUCAUUAUCAUCCGGUCCUGUCAAAAAUCUGCUCCUUCAUCGGAAUCUCGUGCAAUAAUAACAACCAUGAUGCCGCGUCUCUGCCCAUUGCCAAACGCCAUACACUACUUUCUCAAUCUACUACUUUGCUCAGGCUGAUUUUCAAGGUCCCGCUCUUGCUGCUUGGCAUUGCGGUUAUGAUUAAUUUCUGCUGGCCGAUUGGCAUUACGACGACGGUCGAUACAUUUCUGCAUGCGCCGCCGUAUCUGUUUGAUAAUGUCCAGGCUUCAUCGAUGCGUUUUGCGGGCGUCAUUGGAGCUUCGAGCGGAUACAUAUUCGGCCAUUUCUUCAACAAGUGGAUUUACAAUUAUCAUCAUGUUCAUCUUCAGUUUACCCGCAACAACAGCAACAACGACAACGACAAAGCCCCAGAAAACAAUGACUUGGGAAGAAUCGCCUCUGAGAAUAGCAGCAGUCUGCAUAUUGAUGCUUUCGUCUCUCCAAAUUCCUAUACCUGGCGCCCAGAACACCGUCUCCAUGGUGUCUGGUUCCCUAUCGUCAGUUUGGCCGGUGGCCUGGUCACAUACGGCUUGACACUCAAUUAUAACAAGAGCUGGAUCGGACUGGCUUUUGGCUGGAUCAUGGUUGAUUUGGGCAUGGUUGCUAGUACCGUAGCGAUAACAGCCUACGCACUCGAAGAGUUCCCUUCUCACGCAACGCCCGUCAGCGCAAUUAUCAACAUGUGGCGCACUUGCGGAGGGUUUUCGGUCGCUUAUUUCCAGGCUUCGUGGAUAGCGAGGGAUGGGGUUGGAGUUGUCUUUGGUGUGCAGGCGGCUAUUGUUGUGGUCGGUGCGGUGUUGACGAUUGUGCCGGUUUUUGUGCUUGCUGGACGAAAGAGGUGA
Talaromyces atroroseus is the source of this 1602-nucleotide messenger RNA. RefSeq lists its product as hypothetical. The record is from RefSeq and is a predicted model, not a curated record. The transcript has 6 exons. Lineage: Eukaryota; Fungi; Ascomycota; Eurotiomycetes; Eurotiales; Trichocomaceae. Bases 1 to 1602 code for a protein of 533 amino acids. Gene Ontology annotation, biological process: transmembrane transport. Gene Ontology annotation, molecular function: transmembrane transporter activity.